AGAAGGUAACGGCGACGGCUAAUCAUCAAAAAUCAUCAAAAUCAGUGCCUCAUGCAUGCAUACUCAAUAGUUGACAUUACCUACAAAGAGAUCUAAUCAUUCACACAAACUCUCACCGUACAAGAUGAAGCACAUCAACGACGCAAAGACGGCAUUGCUCGUCAUCGACGUCCAAAAUGGCUUCCUAGACCGGGUAUCUCCGGAAAUUCGCAGCACACCAGAAUGCGAGGACAAUAUCGCCCUCCUCCUACAAAAGGCACGAGAACAUAAUCAGAAUGAAACAUCGAAUACUGUGGUCAUCUGCCACAUUCACCACCACAGCAUCUAUCCAGACUCACCCUUUUACCCAGGGUACCGGUUGGAGGUAAAUGGUCAGACCCUACUUGGACUACAGCCGCAGGCGUUUGCAGAGCCGAAAUCUGGCGAAAAGGUCUUUACCAAGGAUGUCAAUUCUUCCUUCAUAGGCACCGGCCUAGAAGCCUAUCUUAGAGGCCAAGGUGUUAGGCAGCUCCUCAUCGUCGGCUUAUCUACGGACCACUGUGUUAGCACGACUACACGAAUGGCGAACAACCUCCGGGUUGUAUCCGUGACGGGCCCAUCGGGUGAGCUCGACGAAGGUGACAUCAUCUUAGUUGGUGAUGCGUGCGCUACCUUUGCCAAAGGAGGGUUUGACGCCGAGACGGUGCACAAGGUGAAUCUUGCCAGCCUUCAUGAGGAGUUUGCCCAGGUCAGAACCACACAAGACGUUCUAGACAAAGUUUUUGGGCGUGAUUAAUUAUCUAUAUUUUUAUUUAUUCAUAUAUAUUCUACCUAAGUGCCUAUUUGGACGCCAUCUGGCAGAACUAUGCUAAACAGAUGAGUAACCAACCAUUACAUUUGCCAUCAUAUCCUAUCAUGUUUUCGUAUAUUGCAUGAUAUCAGCGCAGAAUACAAGCCCACUUUUAUACCCACGCUAUGCAAUCCAAUU
Messenger RNA from Hypoxylon fragiforme, 967 nucleotides. Its product is annotated as Isochorismatase hydrolase. The transcript has a single exon. The record is from RefSeq and is a predicted model, not a curated record. Lineage: Eukaryota; Fungi; Ascomycota; Sordariomycetes; Xylariales; Hypoxylaceae. Bases 125 to 775 code for a protein of 216 amino acids.